AUCCACGGCAUUUCUCAUGAUCAAAAUGGGCUGGUUCAAUCGGGACCGAAUCGCCAUCGUCCUCUGGGGCCAUGACACUAAAGAUCGGGCGCUUCUCUCGAAAUUAGACUUCACGUUGUUGCCUUACUUCUCGCUCAUUUGGUUUCUGUUCGGUAUCACGAGAGCCAGUUACUCGUCCGCGUAUAUCAGUGGGAUGAAGGAGGCGCUGCAUUUCGAGGGCAAGGAUUAUAAUUACAUGAGCACCGCAUAUAUGGUGGUUUAUGCGGUGUGUCAGAUCCCAGGGACCAGUUUGUUGACGAUCCUGAGGCCGAAAUAUGUCUUCGUCACGGCCAAUGUUAUCUGGAGUGUCUUGACGCUGGUCACGUAUAAGUUGACGGCGGCGUGGCAGGUCAUUCUGCUGAAUGCGAUCGAGGGGGGCUUUUCGGCUAUUGCAUAUGUCGGAGGGCAUUUUAUACUCGGCUCGUGGUAUCGCAAGUCCGAGCUGGGGAAACGAGCUGCUGUGUUCUGCUGCUUCGGUCAUGUCGGGAGUAUGGCUGGGGGUUGGAUCCAGGCGGGUUUGCUGCAGGCUUUGGCUGGCAAGGGAGGGUUGCCUGCCUGGCGAUGGAUCUUUAUCAUUGUUUCGGUGAUGACCAUCCCGGUUGCGUUGUUCGGCUGGUUCUUCAUCCCCGAUCUCCCUGCCCACCGAGCAGCCUGGUAUCUCAACCGCGAAGAAAAGGAACACGCAGCAGAGCGGCUAGGCAAGGUCCCCGAACAAUCAUGGGACUGGACGGUCCUUCGACGAGUCUUUCUCAGCUGGCAAUUCUAUCUUCUUCCCCUCAUCUUCAUGCUCUACUCCGUAUGCGUCCAAUCCCUCAGCAACAACGUAAUGGCCCUCUGGAUGGCCUCUCGCGGCUACACCGUGAUCCAGCAAAACAACUACCCCACGGGGAUCUACGCGACCGCCAUCGUCGGAACGGUGCUGUACGCCGCGAUAUCCGACCGGCUGCGCUCGCGCUGGGAAUGCUCCGUGGCCAUCGGGGUGACGUUCAUCGUCGGAAGCGCCAUCCUCGUCUCCAACCCGGCCAAAGACACCGGCCACUUCUUUGCCUUCUACCUGCUGGGCACGACCUACGCGCCUCAGGCCCUGUGGUACUCGUGGAUGGCGGACGUCACGAGCCAUGAUCUCCAGCUGCGGGCCAUCUCGACGGGGUUCAUGAAUUCGUUUGACUUUGCGUUUGUGACCUGGUGGCCGCUGGUGUUUUAUCCGAUUACGGAUGCGCCGCAUUUCGAGAAGGGGUAUAUUGCCAGUUUGGUGACGGGGGCCAUGACGUUGCCGUUUAUUGGGUUGAUUGUGUAUUUAGAUAGGAAAGGGGUUGGGAGGAGAGAGUAUAUAGGGUCAACUAAGGUACAGGUGGGUUCUUGUCCACAGCAGUGUUGA
This is a messenger RNA of Aspergillus steynii IBT 23096, 1417 nucleotides long. RefSeq names its product pantothenate transporter. Lineage: Eukaryota; Fungi; Ascomycota; Eurotiomycetes; Eurotiales; Aspergillaceae. Gene Ontology annotation, cellular component: plasma membrane. The record is from RefSeq and is a predicted model, not a curated record. Gene Ontology annotation, biological process: pantothenate import across plasma membrane. Gene Ontology annotation, molecular function: pantothenate transmembrane transporter activity. The coding region runs from base 17 to 1417 and encodes 466 amino acids. The transcript is spliced from 5 exons.